Molecule: messenger RNA, 2590 nt
Organism: Chenopodium quinoa (quinoa)
Lineage: Eukaryota; Viridiplantae; Streptophyta; Magnoliopsida; Caryophyllales; Amaranthaceae
Product: E3 ubiquitin ligase PARAQUAT TOLERANCE 3-like
Exons: 15
Coding region: 136-2406 (756 amino acids)
Biological process (GO): protein ubiquitination; ubiquitin-dependent protein catabolic process; mRNA processing
Cellular component (GO): nucleus
Molecular function (GO): zinc ion binding; nucleic acid binding; ubiquitin protein ligase activity
Source: RefSeq, a predicted model, not a curated record
CGAACACAAGUACUGCAAAUAAUCACACUUGUCAGCAAUUUCGCCCCCAAUUUUCCUCUCUUUUCUCUCUCACUCUCUCUCUAUUUCUUCCAUAGCAUCAUAUGAUAAACUUCGUCUUCGUUCUUCAAAUCUGCAAUGGCUAGUGUUCGAUUCAAAUUCAGAAGUUCUGCUACUUUCGAUUCUGUUGAUAUUGGAGAACAAUCAUCAAUUUCAAUUCGCGAUCUCAAAUCAAAAAUCGUUUUGAAGAAGCACCUCAAUCUUUGUCAAGAUUCCGACCUCGUUUUCUCUGAUUUUCUUUCUGGCCAAGAGUAUAAGGAUGAAAGCAUUAGAAUUCCUAGCGGUUCAAGCGUGAUUAUUAAGCGAGUGCCUGCGAAAUCCUCUCCUCUCAGGGAUUCUGAUACCUCACCAGGAUGCUUUGGUGUUAAGGAUGGCAAAUGUGUAGGUGACCUAGGUGUCAUUGAUCCCCCUUCUGUGGAUGUUGAAUUAAACAACCUCGAUGAUUUUGGAGUUGACUUGUGUCCACCUCCUUGCACAAACUUAUCUGACACCGGAGAACUGCUAUUGAACAACAAUGGGAAGAAAGAUUACAUGGCUACAAGAUGCUCUCAGGAAGUUCUAGUGAAAUGCCAAAAGCUUGAGACAGCUCUCCCUGGUCAGUUGACUCCAAAAGGUUCCAGUGCAAAUGAGGGAAGUACCCUAGUUAUGCCUAAGCCCAAAAUUGAGGAACAAACAGAGUUGAAGAGAGCACAUCAUGCAAAACAUUUAGCCAUGGAGAACUGUGAUAUGCCAUCAGAGUUGAAAUGUUCGCUUUGCAGAACCUUUUUUAAAGAGGCUGUCAUGAUACCAUGUUGUCAACACAGCUUCUGUGGAAAAUGUAUUCGUGCAGCGUUGUCUGAGAAUGCAAAAUGUCCCAUGUGUUCUUCCACCAAGUGCAAACCUAAUGAUUUACUGCCAAAUGUAUCACUUACACAAGCAAUUGAGCGUUUUCUUGAAUCUCAACUCUUAUUGAAUGGCUCAAAAGACGUGCUUCAUAGAUAUGCACCUGACGGUGAAUCUGGAAUUCAAGUAAAGGACAUUUCUUAUGCUACAACUGUUCCACAAAAGCGUUUGCAAAUGAACCAACCUGUAACUGGGAAAUAUGCAAUCCAGAAAAAGUCUAGUAAACUACAUGAUUGUGCUCAUCCUGCUGAAACUCCUGGUACAUUAGAAGAUUUGAGCGAAUUCGAAGGGGAAAAUGAGCCGCAAAAUAUAGCUAAAACUAAUGAAGAAGUUUCUUGCUCCAAGAUAGGGGAGGGAGUGCAUGCCAUUACUGGAGGUGGAGAAAGGAAUUUCACAGAUCCUAGACGACCAAACAAGGGUCCUCGGACAUGCUUUAUGUGUGGGUCUCCGGAUCAUUUGAUUAGAGACUGUCCGGGUGCUGUGAACCACAACACAAACCGCUGGAGUGGUGUUGGUUCACAUCCUGGGGCUGUAUCAGGCUAUCCACCAACAUAUUGGCAAGGAAAUCAACCUUAUUCUGGGCCCUAUAUUAACAUGUACGGAGGCCCUGGGAUGAUGUUCUAUAAUACCAACACAGCUCCCAUUUCACCGAUUGCAUUUCCUUCCUGCUCCCCAUCAAUGUAUGGUGGCUAUCCUGUUGUUAGUGGAUAUAUGAAUGUGGGAGGCAUAACACCACAAGUUGGAAAUUUUGCUCAGCAACCAAGACAUGUAGAUCAUCUGGAGCAUCAAGAUUGUGCAUAUUUGCAGAGGAAUUAUGGUGUAGAUUUGGAAAGAGAACGGAUCUUUGAUAGAGACCGCAAUGUGAAUACCCACCAUGAUUCAAUGGAAAGGGGCCUUUAUCACUCUGGCGAUGAGUUUCCCAAGAGUUCAGAAGGGAAGCAUAGAAAUCGUGAGAAUUCAGAUGGUGAUAACGCUUACUCAUAUCGUAAUAGACAAGGGAAAACUGCUUGUAAUGCGGAGUGUGUAAGAGAUCUUAGGAUAGCUCAAUCAGAUAUAUCUUCUUCAGAGAAAGAUGUUCUUGAUAGCAGGAUUCUGCCGAGGGAAGACAGGAAAGAAAAGCUCCAUAGAACUUAUAGAAGUAAUGAUGAGUUUGGAGAGCAGCAUGGCCGUGAAUCUACUCGGAAACAUUAUCAACCAAAAGAAGAAAGCAGCAAAAGAAAAAGAAUGGAAUAUAAUGAGAAAAAAUCUGAUCGACAUUCUCACAGUCGCUCUAGGUCUAGCUUGGAACACAGUUAUUCUGGUGAUGGCGUAAGGCACCGGUGUGAAGAGUCCAGUCAUAGAUCUCGGCACUCGAAUAAAGUUGCAAAAGUCAAUGGUAAGGAGAUGCAUAGUGAACAUGGGAAGAUUAAGUAUUCAGAUGAUUAUGGGGAGGAUUGUCACAGUUAUAAACGAAAAAAAUUUCGUUAGGGCUGGCAACAAAUGUCUUUUGAGGUAAUAGUGUAUACAAAAGGACCACAUAUUUCAACCUUGAUCAUCUUUUAAUUAGGUAAAUGUAUCAACAUGGUUUACCCUUUUGGUUGUUUCUCAUGUUUUACCUAACAGCUGAAUUAACCGUGGACCACACAGAUUUGAACAUUCAUCUUACUGUUCA